Messenger RNA from Lampris incognitus (smalleye Pacific opah), 2000 nucleotides. Its product is annotated as muscleblind-like protein 1. Bases 22 to 1314 code for a protein of 430 amino acids. Gene Ontology annotation, molecular function: metal ion binding. NCBI's taxonomy places the organism in Eukaryota, Metazoa, Chordata, Actinopteri, Lampriformes, Lampridae. The transcript has 11 exons. The record is from RefSeq and is a predicted model, not a curated record.
GCCACAAAACAGACUCUUAGGAUGAGCCGCAGGUGUCCCACCAGAAACACGCAGACGUACGGGCAUUUGUAUUUGCCGGAUAUCUGUCCCUGCCCAUCGGCUGUUCCCGCCUGGCGCACCAUGGCUGUGAAUGUGACACCGAUCCGGGACACAAAAUGGCUGACGUUGGAGGUUUGUCGGGAAUUUCAGAGAGGGACGUGCUCACGGCCGGACAGCGAGUGCAAGUUCGCCCACCCUGCCAAGAGCUGUCAGGUGGAAAAUGGAAGAGUCAUUGCCUGCUUCGACUCCCUCAAGGGUCGCUGUUCCAGGGAGAACUGUAAGUACCUGCACCCUCCUCCCCACCUAAAGACCCAGCUGGAAAUCAAUGGCAGGAACAACCUCAUCCAGCAGAAGAACAUGGCCAUGCUGGCCCAGCAGAUGCAACUCGCCAACGCCAUGAUGCCCAGCACACAGCUGCAGCCAGUGCCCAUGUUUUCAGUCACGCCCAGCCUUGCCACCAAUGCCAGCGCCGCUGCAGCCGCCGCCGCCGCGUUUAACCCCUACCUGGGCCCCGUGUCGCCCGGCCUGAUGCCGGCUGACAUCCUGCCCAGCACACCCGUACUGGUCACCAGCAAUCCCAACGUCCCCAUCCCAGCUGCCGCAGCCGCCGCCGCACAGAAACUCAUGAGGACGGACAGACUGGAGGUAUGUCGGGAGUAUCAGCGGGGCAACUGCACACGUGGGGAGAACGACUGCCGCUUCGCCCACCCUGCAGACAGCACCAUGAUCGACACCAACGACAACACCGUCACGGUGUGUAUGGACUACAUCAAAGGCCGCUGCUCCCGGGAAAAGUGCAAGUACUUCCACCCUCCAGCCCACCUGCAGGCCAAGAUCAAGGCCGCCCAACACCAAGUCAACCAGGCAGCUGCAGCCGCAGCAAUGACUCAGUCGGCUGUCAAAUCACUGAAGCGACCCCUCGACGCAACUUUUGACAUGGGGCUCCCUCCUGUCUUGCCUCCUUUACCAAAGAGACCUGCACUUGAAAAAGCCAACGGUGCCACCACCAUGUUCAAUGCUGGCAUGUUCCAGUACCAACAAGCCCUGGCCAACAUGCAGUUUCAGCAGCAGGCUGCCUUCAUACCAUCAGGCUCAAUAUUGUGCAUGACACCUGCAACAAGUGUUGUACCCAUGAUGCACGGUGCUACUCCCGUCACUGUGUCUGCAGGCACCACAUCUGCCACAAGUGUUCCCUUUGCAACCGCAACAGCCAAUCAGAUUCCAAUAAUAUCUGCAGACCAUCUGACGAGUCACAAGUAUGUGACCCAGAUGUAGGCGUCUCAAUCAGAACAAUCAAGCUGGAAGAGUGUCGGCGUCCAGUCCAAGAUUAACAACCACCCUUCACGCCGGCGACAUCGAGAGCAAACAGGAAAUCCACAUUCGAGCUGGAGCGGGGGGGGGGGGGGGAUCUGCAUGUUAACACGGGAGGCUGAGUUUGUUUGUGGUACCUUCUCACGUGUAUUUCACACAAAACUAGAAAUAACAGUACAGACGAACAGAACAUCACCCACGUCCGAGUCCGCCUCUCGCCCUGCGGAGGCACCUUAACCUUUAUUCACCCGACACAUCUUGAAUGUCAACAUGAGGUAAACGUGCGGAGCAGAAGUCUGAGUGGUACGUUCAUAGACCAACAGUUAGGAAUAAGUGUAUUUGGUUUGGUUGUUGUUGGGUUUUUUUUAACCUAAAUGUGUUAUUUUGUUUACAAAAAGAUGCACCUUGCAUUUGGAUUAACGUACUCUGAAAACGAGGGGGGUCGUUCGACCGAAGGACACGGGCGUGGUUUUCUCCAAAGUCCACGACGAGGGACGCGGGUCCCCCCGGAGGCGAGGUGCAACGGCUGAAUGUUCGGGAUGAGGUCUGUCUGGACGAGGUCUGUGUCUGGACGAGGUCUGUGUCCGGACGAGGUCCGUGUCUGGACGAGGUCUGUCUAGACGAGGUCUGUGUCCGGGUGAGGUUUGUCC